Molecule: messenger RNA, 1445 nt
Organism: Drosophila takahashii
Lineage: Eukaryota; Metazoa; Arthropoda; Insecta; Diptera; Drosophilidae
Source: RefSeq, a predicted model, not a curated record
CCACGCUGGUCACACCGCCGAGUUGCAUUUUGUUUAUUUUAUCACAGAAAUAGAGCGAAAAUGAUUGAGGCGCGCACGCUGCAGGACGAGUCGAAGUUCCAGGAGACGAGCCGGGAGAUCACGAUGAAGGUGCUCCGCGGCGAGUACCGGCUGCUCCGGCGGAAGCACGGCAGCACCGUGUGGCAGGUUUACCGGGAGGUGGUUCGCACCGACGGCGCAAUCAUCAAUGGGAUCUACUUCUGUACCGGCUGCAAGCGCGUCAUGCGAUCCUUCAACACGUCGAAUCUGCGCACCCACAAGUGCCAUGUGGAGUUCAUGCGUUCGCAGGAUCCAAAUGCCGGGACAUUCUCGGAUGCGGAGCCUGUUCAACAGCGCCAACAGCAAGACCGCCGAAUCACCUGGAGCAAUUUCAAGCCCGCGGAGUGGUCCUUCCACGCAACCGAGCUGCUCCUCCAGCUUUGGGCCGCCAAUUGCGUCGAUCUGCGGGACACUCGAAAGCGGGUCAAGGUUAUCUGGAAAAUGACCGGCAAAAUGAAGUCGCUGGGCUUCACUUUCACGGAAAUCAAGAACAAAAUUGAUGAUAUGGCCCAACGCUAUAGACGAGAAGCACACAUGGAAAAAACUUCGGGGACGCCAUCCGAAUGGGAAUAUUUCGAAACCCUAAAUUUAAUAUUUAGCGCCGAAAAGAAUCUAGUCGAAGAAAAGCCCAGAAGAUCGAAUAACUCUGGAAAUGGUUCAAUCAACAAUAGCGGUCGUCACUCAUAUUCCAGUCAAAAUAAUGAAUCCUUCAAGGAGAAAAGUCACUUAAAAGAGCUAACAGCAGGGUUAACCAGAAAUGAAGACUAUGAUUUCGAACCAGAUGAAUCACAGGACGACGUGGAUGAACUUCGCAUUCUAAAGGACAAUAUUAUUAAGGAAAUCGAGGAGGAAACCUCCACUGUACAUUCGCAGGAGAACUACGAGGACGAGCUCGAUCAACAGAAUUCCACGACCGAUGAAAUGAAAAGAGCUAAACGCAAAAGAGCCGCUAGAAUGCUGGAAAUUGAAGAGGAAAAACUGGUCAUAGAACGAAAAAAAUGUAAACUGAUGAAGUUUUUUGUGCGGGAGCUGUCCUCAUUUCAUAAAGACUUUAUGGACGUUCUAAGUAGUUAUAAAGAAGAAUCAUAAAUACCUUUCUGGAACAUGAGUGAGCCGCCACACAAUCUUUCUAUCAUUACAACUAUUUAAUAUGUCAUACCUUAAUUAAUUUGAUACUUUAAAACGAUUCAUCAAAGCAAAUUAGUUUCAAUAUGACCGAAAAAAUCCGAAUAAGCACUAUUGACAGAAAUUGAUAAGAAUUCAUCUACGGCAUGGACAAAAGUUUUUUCUUAUUUUGGCAAUCGCUCAAUUUAUUAAUUUAAGAUAAUGUUGAUUUAUGCUAAUAAAAACCUAAGAUUUAAAUUAAA